AUGCAUUCCACCCGAAUUCAUACAGUGAUCGAUCGAACUAUUUCUUUCUUUCGUCGUAUUGGCAUUUGGCAUGGAGAGGUCAGGCCUACAAUGAAUCAACUUAGACUGAAGUUAUUCUAUAGCAUCUAUCACACGUUUUUUUGCACGUCAUUGUAUGUUGGAGCGAUUACAAAUGAAUCCGCAGAUGAGAGUAUAUUCUUAGCGGAAGCAGCAAUUAUUGUUGCAGUUUUCACAAUUAAAAUUUGGAUGUUGAUUUGGAAGCAAAAGCAAAUUAUGCGUUUGCUUAAUAGAAUUUGUGUCUUUUCAAUUCGAAAUGGCGAAGAAUUCGAGUUUUUCAAUGACAAAGUGGAGAAAUUCAUUAAAUUUGUGAAAUUAUUCGCAUGUGCUACCGUCAUUGCUUCUUUGGGAUGUUCAGUUUUCCCAUUUUUUGUAAAUGAAAAGUUAUUUAUUGUGGACAUUGCGUUUCCGUUGGAUUGGAAAGAUAGCGAAAUUGGGUUUUGGAUGGCGUACAUUUUCUUCGUUUCCGAAAUUGUUCUCACUCUUUUGGCGCUGACGUUUUCCGUUAUAAUUUGGUAUUUACUGCUGCAUUGUUCUUUGAGAUAUAAAAUUCUAGGAAUGGAAAUCAGAAACAUGGGACGAACCACAGAUCCCAGUAAAGAAGAAAUAUCUGCUAAAGAACAACAAGCCAUUUUUUAUCAGGACUUGGUGGCGUUGAUCGAAGCUCAUCUUCAUUUAAGGGGAUUAAUCGACGAACUCGAAGCAUUUUUAUCAAAAUUGUUUCUGCUAGAAUUUGCUACCAGUGGCCUCUGCAUUUGCGGCUCGAUUUAUUGCUUGGCAUUUGAUAUUAGCGACAAUUUUGUGGAACGUAUAGUUCACGUCUACACGUUUUUCUACCACACUGCUGAAUUGUUUAUGAUAACGUACUUCGGGAAUGAAAUUUUGGUGAAAAGUAGUCGUCUCAGCUACAGUUUGUUUGAAGUUGAUUGGGUCGACCAACCACGUUCGACCACGAAAUGCAUAAUCAUUUUUGGUGAAUAUUUGAGGCAAUCGCAUCAGUUGUUAAUCGGUAGAUUGUAUCCGUUAACUUUGGAAACAUUUACUAGGAUUUUGAAAUCGUCUUACAGCUUGUUCAACAUUCUAAAAAAUACUAAACAGUAA
Bradysia coprophila is the source of this 1158-nucleotide messenger RNA. RefSeq names its product odorant receptor 94a-like. Gene Ontology annotation, cellular component: plasma membrane. Lineage: Eukaryota; Metazoa; Arthropoda; Insecta; Diptera; Sciaridae. The record is from RefSeq and is a predicted model, not a curated record. Gene Ontology annotation, molecular function: olfactory receptor activity; odorant binding. Gene Ontology annotation, biological process: detection of chemical stimulus involved in sensory perception of smell; sensory perception of smell.